CUCGCCGUUCCCAAUAUCCCAAUAGUCUGCUCGACCUAACCUUUCGGCCUCCAAAUUGUUUUUAUGUAACUCAUCUCCCUCACGGCUUCUCACGGCAUGGCAUGAAUGACGGGAGUUGACGGGCAGCUGAUCCGCGUCGUUCUGAGGCCCUUUCACAUGUAAUCGAAAUUAAAUCAUCGGCCCCGGUAGUUAUCCGAAAAAAAAUUAUUUAUUUUCUUGAAGAGUCUCACAGUUUCAGGUCACUAAACUCUCUUAGUUAAUCAAGUACUCUUCUGCUCAGAAAGUGCCUAUCUGUCAAAGAAAAACGAUGGGUACGAGUCAGAGCUCGCGCAAAUUGACGAUCGCGAACGACGAGGACGACGCCAAUGUCAUCAAGAUCUCGGACGCGGUAGCUCAGAGGCUGUCCGAGUCCGCGGCUGCGGCUGCCCAGAGCCAGCAGCCGUCAGCCAAGUCGCCGGUUCAAAUGUCAGCUGUCGCUGCUUUGCCUGCCAGAGGACCCCUGCCCAUGCACCAAGAGGCAGGUGAGGGUUACUACCCUCACUUCACGAUAACUGCCCUUGAAGUCAAACAGCAAAAGGAACAAGAACUCCACGAGCAACAACUUUACUGGAAGCAGCGCCUGCAGAACUUGGAAAAAAGCCAUCAAAAUAUCAACCGCACCUUUGAUGAGGAGUACAAGAAAGCUCUGUCUUACUUCGAUGAUUGCAGAGAUAUCAACAUCCAGUUCACAGCGAGGCCAUGUGACGAAAAUAAAGAAAAAGUUCUCAAAUGCUACCAAGAAAAUUUAAGGGAAACGUUAAAAUGUUCCGAUUUGGUGCAACAAUUUUCCAACUGCGUAGAUCAGCGUCGAGCAAAUCUUAUGAAAUGCAACUAACACUUGCCAAUUAGGUUUUUUGGAAAACAAUUUUUGUUUUACUCCUGAUGAAAUAAAUAACUUCUAGUUGUUGGUAACUUACAAUAAUUUAUGAGCUGUGGAACGUUUUGAAAUAAGAGUGAAUGUUUGAGUGCUAUUUGAAACUGCUGUAAUAUACAUAUAGAAAAGUCUUGAUUGUAUCAUUUCUAACUCCACAAGGAUUGGUCAAGAGAAAGC
Molecule: messenger RNA, 1090 nt
Organism: Copidosoma floridanum
Lineage: Eukaryota; Metazoa; Arthropoda; Insecta; Hymenoptera; Encyrtidae
Gene: Chchd3
Product: Coiled-coil-helix-coiled-coil-helix domain containing 3
Biological process (GO): inner mitochondrial membrane organization
Cellular component (GO): MICOS complex
Source: RefSeq, a predicted model, not a curated record